Glycine soja is the source of this 830-nucleotide messenger RNA. RefSeq lists its product as uncharacterized. Bases 365 to 616 code for a protein of 83 amino acids. NCBI's taxonomy places the organism in Eukaryota, Viridiplantae, Streptophyta, Magnoliopsida, Fabales, Fabaceae. The transcript has 2 exons. The record is from RefSeq and is a predicted model, not a curated record.
AUAAUUGAUUUUGAAGUUUUGGGUUUGUUUGGUUUGGCUAUUGCCACAUGAAACUUAGUAUUGUUUUGUUGUUGAUCAAUUGUUUAAUUGAAUUCUUUGAAUUCGAUCAAAUUAAGGCAGGUGUAAAAUUUUCAAUUUUUUUAAUAGAGAUCGGGCCCUGGUUCAAUUAGUGAGCCACUGGUUCAACCAUUAAACCAGUGCCCUGACCCAAUCGAUGACUGGUCUGGUUUUUAAAACAUUGCUCUUACUCUACUCUUCAUUCAUUCCAUAGCAUCCUUCAAACCCCAACCAUACUAGCCCUCUCUAUUUCUCUACUAAGCUUCAACUCCACUUGGGCUUUAAAUUUCAGGGAUUCAAAGCAAAAAUGCUUCCUCAACGCAUGAAGAAAGCCAUCACUGAUAACCCUAAGAAGCUUGCCAACUUGAUUGACCUCGUCAACCUUCCAUCCACGCUAAGAGAAUUUGUGGGUCAGUCUCAGAUUUCCCGCUUAGGCUGUUUUAAGUGCGUUUGGUUUUACAUCAAAACCAAUAAUCUUCAGUUUCCAACUUGCAAAUACAAACCAUCUUCAGCAGCACCAGCAUGUGAUAUCGGUUAUUGCUUGCUCACAGUCAGGUGAUGAUGAACUUUGUAAUCGGUGAAGCACAUUUAAGUUAUGAACAUCUUUACUAGGAAAUGUUUGUGUUUCCAAUCAUAUUUGUUGCGUUCUCUUGUAGGCUUAGGGUAGGAAAACAAAAACUAGUUGGAUCCAUUUUUCUUUUUUAAUAUAGCUAUUGUGCACAUUUUUUCUGAUAGCAACAUAGUUCUAUGCAACUUAAGCACUCCCAAAGUUA